This is a messenger RNA of Globicephala melas (long-finned pilot whale), 13676 nucleotides long. RefSeq names its product dynein axonemal heavy chain 17 (gene DNAH17). NCBI's taxonomy places the organism in Eukaryota, Metazoa, Chordata, Mammalia, Artiodactyla, Delphinidae. Gene Ontology annotation, cellular component: dynein complex. Gene Ontology annotation, biological process: microtubule-based movement. The record is from RefSeq and is a predicted model, not a curated record. Gene Ontology annotation, molecular function: dynein light intermediate chain binding; dynein intermediate chain binding; ATP binding.
AACCUCUAUUCUACUUCCUGUCUCUAUGAAUUUGACUACUCCAGGGACCUCACGUGUAAGUGAACGUCAAGAUGACGAUUACACCAGACGUCAGGUUAGAGUAUUUGGAGAGUGUCGCUUCCAUCUUCCUAAAGUUCAAGCCGGACAAGUGGACUAAAAUGGUCGGAGCAGAAGAGAACAUGGGUUUGUUCACCGAGUUCUUUGAGAAACCGGACGUCCUAGUUCUGGUGCUGACACUCAGCCCCGCCGGCAUGAUCAUACCCUGCCUGGGCUUCCCGGCCUCCCUCAAGUCCAAAGGGAUGUACUUCAUCAAGAAGAAACCUGGGAACAUCAGCAAUGACAACUACAAGGACCGCCUGGUCUAUGGGGACAUAAGCCCCACUCCCGUGGACCAGCUGAUCGCCAUCGUGGAGGAGGUCCUCUAUUCCCUGUUAAACCAAAGCGAAAACGUGAGCGGAUGGCCCCGCGUGGUCUCAGAGGACGUUGUGAAGCAAGUCCACAAGCUGAAGAACGAGAUGUGUGUGAUGGGCGGCAAGAUCAAGGGGAAGCCGCUGCUGCCCAUCCCGGAGCACCUGGGCAGUCUGGAUGGUACCCUUGAGUCCAUGGAGAGGAUCCCCUCCUCCCUGGACAACUCGCUGCUGCACGCCAUCGAGACCAUCAUCAUCGACUGGUCCCGCCAGAUCCGGGAUGUGCUAAGCAAAGACUCGGCCCAGGCCCUGCUGGACGGGCUGCACCCCCUGCCCCGAGUCGAGUUUGAGUUCUGGGACACCCGGCUGAUGAACCUCAAGUGCAUCCACGAGCAGCUCAACAGGCCCAAAGUGAACAAAAUCGUCGAGAUCCUGGAAAAAGCCAAAAGCUGCUACUGGCCAGCCCUGCAAAAUGUGUAUACGAAUGUCACUGAGGGCCUGAAGGAAGCCAACGAUAUAGUUCUGUAUCUGAAGCCUCUGCGGAUCUUGUUGGAGGAGAUGGAACAGGCUGACUUCACGAUGCUCCCAACCUUCAUCACCAAGGUGCUGUAUACCAUCUGCUUCAUCUGGGCCACGUCCGAGCACUACAACACGCCCUCCAGGGUCAUCGUCAUCCUGCAGGAGUUCUGCAACCAGCUCAUCGAGAUGACUCGGACCUACCUGCGUCCCGACGACGUGCUGAAAAGCCUGCAGGGUGAAACUGAGGACGUGCUGAGCAGCGUCUCUCUGUCCCUGAGCGUCCUGAAGGAGCUGUACCGAGCCUACGAGUUCUGCUGCACGAACAUGAAGCUUUUCUUCAAGAAAGACAAGAAGCCAGCGCCGUGGGAAUUCCCUUCUUCUCUUGCCUUUUCCAGGAUAAAUUCCUUUUUCCAGCGCGUCCAGACCAUCGAGGAUCUUUAUAAAACAGCCAUCGAGUUUCUGAAGCUGGAGAAGAUGGAGCUCGGGGGCGUGAGGGGCAGCAUACGCGGAAGCCAGGUGACUCAGAUCUCUGAUGAGGUCUUUGAGCUGGUGAAGGUUUUUGCCGACUGCAAAUACGACCCCUUGGAUCCCGGAGAUUCGAGCUUUGAUGACGAUUACGCUGAUUUUGAGACCAAAAUUCAGGAUCUGGAUAGGAGGCUGGCCACGAUCUUUUGCCAGGGGUUUGACGACUGCUGUUCUAUUGAGUCCUGUGCAAAGCUCCUACACAUGUGUGGCAGCCUCUUGGAACGGCCUCUGAUUCUCCCCGAGGUGGUGCCUAGGUACUCGGUCAUGCUGGAGCUGUUUGACGCUGAGCUGGACAACACCAAGACCCUGUAUGACGCCCAGAUUGCGGCCUCGGCAGACGGGAACAUCCCCCCUAUCCAUAAAAACAUGCCCCCGGUGGCCGGGCAGCUCAAGUGGAGCCUGGAGCUGCAGGAGAGGCUGGAGGCACCCAUGAGGGACCUCAAGCACAUCGAGCACCCGGUCAUGUCCAGUGUGGAGGCCAAGCUGAUCUACCAGAAAUACGAUGAGAUGGUGGAACUGCUGAGACGCUACCGUGAGAGGAUCUACCAGCAGUGGGCGGCGGGGGUAGACCAGGACUGCCACUUCAACCUGGGGCAGCCCCUGAUCCAGCGGGACCCCGUCACCAGACUCAUCCGCGUCAACUUCAGCAAAGCGUUGGUGGCAGUGCUGAGAGAGGUCAAGUACCUGAACUUCCAGCAACAAAAAGAGAUUCCCAGCAGCGCCGAGAACCUGUUCUCACAGUACGAAACCUUCUGGAAGUUUGUGGGCAACUUGGAACUCAUUGCCCGCUGGUACAAUGAGAUAAUGACCACUGUGAAGGACGUAGAAUUUCCACUGAUAAAGUCAGAAUUGGAAACAAUCGAUGUCAAAUUGUUGGACGCUGAGACGACCUUAUUCUGGAACGGCCAAGGUGUGUUUGAAUAUAUUCAAGAGAUGCGAGAAAUGCUAUACAACUUGCAGAACAGGAUACAAAAAGCAAAGCAAAACAUAGAGGGGAUUUCCCAGGCCAUGAAGGACUGGUCGGCCAACCCAAUGUUUGAAAGGAAGGACAACAAGAAAGAGGCCCUGUUAGACUUGGACGGGAGGGUGGCCAACCUCAACAAGCGCUACACCGCGGUCAGGGACGCCGGCCUGAAGAUCCAGUCCAUGGUCAUGGAAAAUGCGGAACUCUUCAGAGCGAAUACGACGAGCCAGCCCUGGAAGGAUUAUGUCAACUACGUUGACAGCAUGGUCUUGGAUGAAUUUGAGCAUUUCAUUCGCAAGUCUCUAAAUCACCUAAUGGACAACAUGGUUGUAGAUGAGAGCAUCGCACCGCUGUUUGAGGUCCGCAUGGAGCUGGACGAGGAUGGGCUGGUCUUCAAUCCGUCCCUGGAGGUGGGCGGGGAGCAGGGCUUCCUGGCGCUGAUCGGGAGCCUGGUCACUGACAUCUACAAUGCAGCCAAGCUCAUCCCCAGGCUGGCCAAGGGCAGGAUGAACUACAAGACCGACCUGGAAGACAUGACCGACCUCAUAGAGAUGGGGGAGGAGCUGUCCAACCUGGUCAUCAGCGCCAUAAAGGAGGCUGAGGAGUACCAGGACUCCUUCGAGCGCUACGCCUACCUGUGGAUGGACGACCCCCAGGAGGUCAUGAAGAGCUUCCUCAUCUAUGGGCACGCGAUCAGCCCAGAGGACUGGGACCCCCAGGCCGAGGAGACCCUCCCCAAGAUGCCACCUACCCUCGCCCAGUUCCAGCAGCAGAUCGACUCCUAUGAGAAGCUGUAUGAGGAGGUGUCCAAGUGCGAGAACACCAAGGUGUUCAACGGCUGGCUGCAGUGUGACUGCCGGCCCUUCAAGCAGGCCCUCCUCAACACCAUCAAGCGCUGGAGCCUCAUGUUCAAGCGGCACCUGAGCAACAACGUGGUCAGCAGCCUCGCAGACCUAGAAGCCUUCAUGAAAGUCUCCAGGGCGGGCUUGAUGAAGCCUCUCAAGGAGGGGGAUUAUGACGGCCUCGUGGAGGUGAUGGGGCAUCUGAUGAAGGUCAAGGAGAGGCAGACGGCCACCGACAACAUGUUUGAGCCCCUGAAGCAGACCAUCGAGCUGCUCAAGUCCUAUGGGGAGGAGAUGCCCGAGGAGACGCACGUGAAGCUUCAGGAACUGCCGGAGCAGUGGACCAACACCAAGAAGCUGGCCAUCCAGGUGAAGCAGAACGUGGCACCCUUGCAGGCCAACGAGGUCAGCAUCCUGCGACGGAAAUGCCAGCAGUUCGAGCUCAAGCAGCACGAGUUCAGAGAGAAGUUCAGGCAAGAAGCCCCGUUCAGCUUCAGCGACCCCAACCCCUACAAGUCCCUCAAUAAGCAACAAAAGAGCAUCGCGUCCAUGGAGGGCGUCAUGGAGGCUCUGUGCAAAUCCGGGAGCCUGUUCGAGGUCACAGUGCCGGAUUACAAGCAGCUCAAGGCUUGUCACAAAGAGGUCCGCCAGCUGAAGGAGCUCUGGGACAUGAUCAUCAUGGUCAACACCAGCAUCGGUGACUGGAAGACCACCAAGUGGAAGCACAUCAACGUCGAGCAGAUGGACAUAGACUGCCAGAAGUUCGCCAAGGCUGUGAGGUCCCUGGACAAGGAGGUGAAGGGCUGGGAUGCCUUCGUGGGGCUGGACAACACCGUGAAGAACACGAUCGCGUCCCUGCGCGCCGUGAGUGAGCUGCAGAACCCCGCCAUCCGGAACCGCCACUGGCAGCAGCUCAUGCAGGCCACCCAGGUGAAGUUUGAAAUGUCAGAUGAGACCACCCUGGCGGAUUUACUCCAGCUGAACCUACAUAAAUACGAAGACGAGGUCCAGAACAUCGUAGACAAGGCUGUGAAAGAGUCUGGCAUGGAAAAGGUGCUGAAAACCCUGGAUAGUACCUGGUCCACCAUGGAGUUUGAGCACAGGCGGCACCCGCGGACAGGCACCAUGUUGCUCAAGACCGAUGAGGUGCUGGUGGAGACGCUGGAGGACAGCCAGGUGCAGCUGCAGAACCUGAUGAUGUCCAAGUACCUGUCCCACUUCCUGAAGGAGGUGACGAGCUGGCAGCAGAAACUGUCCGCUGCGGACUCGGUCAUCUCCAUCUGGUUCGAGGUCCAGAGAACCUGGAGCCACCUGGAGAGCAUCUUCAUUGGUUCCAAAGACAUCCGCGCCCAGCUGCCGGAGGACUCCCAACGCUUUGAUGACAUCGACCAGGAGUUCAAGGCCUUGAUGGAGGAGGCGGUGAAAACACCCAACGUGGUCGAAGCCACCAACAAACCUGGUCUCUAUAACAAACUUGAGAACCUGAAGAAGAGGUUGGCCAUGUGUGAAAAGGCCCUGGCCGAAUAUUUAGAGACAAAAAGACUUGCUUUCCCAAGGUUCUACUUCGUCUCCUCAGCCGACCUCCUGGACAUUCUCUCCAACGGAAACGACCCCGUGGAGGUGAGCCGCCACCUGUCCAAGCUCUUCGACAGCCUGUGUAAACUGAAGUUCCGCCUCGACGCCGACGGGAAGCCGCUCAAGUGUGGCCUGGGCAUGUACAGCAAGGAGGACGAGUACGUGGACUUUGACCGGGAAUGUGACCUCUCGGGGCAGGUGGAGGUCUGGCUGAACCGGGUGUUGGACAGGAUGUGCGCCACGCUCCGCCACGAGAUCCCGGAAGCCGUGGUGACUUACGAGGAGAAGCCAAGGGAGCAGUGGAUCUUCGACUACCCCGCCCAGAUUGCGCUCGCGUGCACCCAGAUCUGGUGGACAACCGAGGUGGGCCUGGCAUUUGCCAGGCUGGAGGAAGGCUAUGAAAACGCCAUCAGAGAUUACAACAAGAAGCAGAUCAGUCAGCUGAACGCGCUCAUCACCCUGCUCAUCGGAAACCUCAACGCCGGGGACAGGACGAAGAUCAUGACCAUCUGUACCAUCGACGUCCACGCCCGGGAUGUGGUCGCCAAGAUGAUCACCGCCAAGGUGGAGAGCGCCCAGGCCUUCACCUGGCAGUCCCAGCUGCGGCACCGCUGGGAUGAGGAGAAGAAGCACUGCUUUGCCAACAUCUGCGACGCCCAGAUCCAGUACUCGUACGAGUACCUGGGCAACACUCCACGACUGGUCAUCACCCCGCUCACCGACAGAUGCUAUAUAACCUUGACCCAGUCCCUCCACCUGAUCAUGGGCGGAGCCCCCGCUGGCCCCGCCGGGACUGGCAAGACAGAGACGACCAAGGACCUGGGCAGAGCCCUGGGCACCAUGGUCUACGUCUUCAACUGCUCCGAGCAGAUGGACUACAAGUCCUGUGGCAAUAUCUACAAGGGCCUGGCCCAGACUGGAGCCUGGGGCUGCUUCGAUGAGUUCAAUCGAAUCUCCGUGGAGGUCUUGUCUGUGAUCGCCGUACAGGUAAAAUGUAUCCAAGAUGCAAUUCGGGCCAAGAAAGAAACGUUUAAUUUCCUGGGAGAGAUGAUAAGGCUUAUCCCCAGUGUUGGCCUCUUCAUCACCAUGAACCCCGGGUACGCCGGACGCACGGAGCUGCCCGAGAACUUAAAGGCCUUGUUCAGGCCCUGCGCCAUGGUGGUUCCCGACUUUGAACUGAUAUGCGAGAUCAUGCUGGUGUCUGAGGGCUUUCUGGAGGCCCGCCUUCUGGCCAGGAAGUUCAUCACGCUCUACACCUUGUGCAAAGAGCUGCUGUCGAAGCAGGAUCAUUAUGACUGGGGCUUGCGGGCCAUCAAGUCUGUGCUGGUGGUGGCCGGCUCCCUGAAGAGGGCCGACCCCGGCCGAGCAGAGGACCAGGUGCUGAUGAGGGCGCUCAGGGACUUCAACAUCCCCAAGAUCGUCGCCGACGACCUGCCCGUGUUCAUGGGGCUCAUCGGGGACCUCUUCCCUGCGCUGGACGUGCCUCGGAAACGGGACCUGAAUUUUGAGAAGGUCAUCAAGCAGAGCAUCGUUGAGCUCAAGCUGCAGGCGGAGGACAGCUUCGUGCUGAAGGUGGUGCAGCUGGAGGAGCUGCUGCAAGUCAGGCACUCGGUGUUCGUCAUCGGGAACGCGGGCAGUGGCAAGUCCCAGGUCCUCAAGUCUCUGAACAAGACCUAUCAGAACCUGCAGAGGAAGCCGGUCGCCGUGGACCUGGACCCCAAGGCCGUCACCUGCGACGAGCUCUUCGGCAUCAUCAACCCGGUGACCAGGGAGUGGAAAGAUGGCCUCUUCUCCACCGUCAUGCGGGACCUGGCCAACAUCCCUCACGACGGCCCCAAGUGGAUCAUCCUGGACGGGGACAUAGACCCCAUGUGGAUCGAGUCCCUCAACACCGUCAUGGAUGACAACAAGGUCCUCACGCUGGCCAGCAAUGAGCGGAUCCCCCUGAACCGCACCAUGCGGCUGGUGUUCGAGAUCAGCCACCUGAGGACGGCCACGCCGGCCACCGUGUCCAGAGCCGGCAUCCUGUACAUCAACCCGGCCGACCUCGGGUGGAACCCGGUGGUGAGCAGCUGGAUCGAGAGGCGCAAGGUGCAGUCGGAAAAGGCCACCCUGCUGGUCCUCUUUGACAAGUACCUGCCCACCUGCCUGGACAAGCUUCGCGUCGGGUUUAAGACGAUCACCCCGGUGCCCGAGAUCACGGUCAUCCAGAUGAUCCUGUACCUGCUCGAGUGCCUCCUCACCGAGCAGAACGCACCCCCCGACUCUGCCAAGGAGCUGUACGAGCUCUACUUUGUGUUCGCCUGCUUCUGGGCCUUCGGAGGGGCCAUGUUCCAGGACCAGCUUGUAGAUUAUCGGGUCGAGUUCAGCCGAUGGUGGAUCAACGAAUUCAAGACAAUCAAGUUCCCCUCGCAGGGAACGAUCUUUGACUACUACAUAGAUCCCGACACCAAAAAGUUCCUGCCGUGGACGGACAAGGUGCCCCGCUUCGAGCUGGACCCUGAUGUCCCCCUGCAGGCCUCACUGGUGCACACCACGGAAACCAUCCGCAUCCGCUACUUCUUGGACCUGCUCGUGGAGAAGUCGUGGCCGGUGAUGCUGGUGGGGAAUGCAGGGACGGGCAAGUCGGUGCUGAUGGGGGACAAGCUGGGCAGCCUGAGUACAGACGACUGGUUGGUGCAGGCCGUGCCCUUCAACUUCUACACGACCUCGGCUAUGCUGCAGGGUGUUCUCGAAAAGCCGCUGGAGAAGAAAUCAGGGCGGAAUUACGGGCCACCAGGCACCAAGAAGCUGAUCUACUUCAUCGACGACAUGAACAUGCCCGAGGUGGACAAGUACGGGACGGUGGCCCCGCACACCCUCCUCCGGCAGCACAUGGACCACAGGCACUGGUAUGACCGACAGAAGCUGACACUGAAGGACGUCCAUAACUGCCAGUACGUGGCGUGCAUGAACCCCACUGCUGGAUCCUUCACCAUCGACCCCAGGCUUCAGCGCCACUUCUGUGUGUUUGCCGUGAGCUUCCCGGGCCAGGAGGCCCUCAUGAGCAUCUACAGCACCAUCCUGGCCCAGCACCUGGCCUAUCAGUCGGUCCCCAUGGUAGUCCAGAAGAUGAGCAACCACCUGGUGGCCUCCGCCCUGGCCGUUAAGUUUCAUUAUGUCUUCAACCUCAGGGACCUCUCCAAUAUUUUCCAGGGGCUCCUGUUCUCCACCGCAGAGACCCUGAAAAUCCCACUGGACCUCGUCCGCCUCUGGCUGCACGAAGCCGAACGUGUGUACGGCGACAAGAUGGUGGAUGAGAAGGACCAGGAGGCGCUGCGCAGAGUCACCAUCGCUUCCACCAAGAAGUUCUUCGACGAUCUUGCUGACGAGCUCUUAUUCGCCAAACCCAAUAUCUACUGCCACUUUGCUCACGGGAUCGGCGAUCCCAAGUACCUGCCGGUGACUGACGUGGCUCCCCUGAGCAAGCUCCUGGUGGAAGCUCUGGACAGUUACAACGAGAUCAACGCGGUCAUGAACCUGGUGCUGUUUGAGGACGCGGUGGCCCACAUCUGCAGGAUCAGCCGUAUCCUGGAGUCCCCACGGGGCAACGCCCUGCUGGUCGGGGUGGGCGGCAGCGGCAAGCAGAGCCUCUCCCGCCUGGCCGCGUACAUCAGCGCGCUGGACGUGUUCCAGAUCACCCUCAAGAAGGGCUACGGGAUCCCAGACCUCAAGCUCGACCUCAGCGCCCAGUACAUCAAGUCGGCCGUGAAGAACGUUCCCUCGGUGUUCCUGAUGACGGACUCCCAGGUGGCCGAGGAGCAGUUUCUGGUGCUGAUCAAUGACCUGCUGGCCUCGGGGGAGAUCCCGGGGCUGUUUAUGGACGACGAGGUGGAGAACAUCAUCUCCUCCAUGCGGCCGCAAGUGAAGUCCCUGGGCCUGACGGACACCCGGGAGGCGUGCUGGAAAUUCUUCAUUGAGAAAGUGCGCAGGCACCUGAAGGUAAUCCUGUGUUUCUCCCCCGUGGGCUCCGUCCUGCGUGUACGAGCAAGAAAAUUCCCUGCCGUGGUCAACUGCACAGCCAUCGACUGGUUCCAUGAGUGGCCAGAGGACGCCCUGGUGUCCGUCAGCACUCACUUCCUUGAGGACACCGAGGGGAUUCAGCCGGAAGUUAAGGCCUCCAUCAGCCUCUUCAUGUCCUACGUGCACACGACCGUCAAAGAGAUGUCCAAGGUGUACCUCGCCACCGAGAGGCGCUACAACUAUACCACGCCCAAAACCUUCCUGGAGCAGAUCAAACUGUACCAGAACCUACUGGCCAAGAAGAGGAUGGAGCUGGUCGCCAAAAUCGAGAGGCUGGAGAACGGGCUGAUGAAGCUGCAGAGCACAGCCUCUCAGGUGGACGAUUUAAAAGCCAAGCUGGCGGUUCAGGAGGCUGAGCUCAAGCAGAAAAACGAGAAAGCGGACAAGCUGAUCCACGUGGUGGGUGUGGAAACAGAGAAGGUCAGCAAAGAGAAAGCCAUUGCUGAUGAGGAAGAAGUCAAGGUGGAAGUCAUCAACAAGAAUGUUACUGAGAAACAAAAAGCUUGUGAAACAGACCUGGCCAAGGCAGAGCCGGCCCUACUGGCCGCGCAGGAGGCCCUCGACACUCUGAAUAAGAACAACCUGACAGAGCUGAAGUCCUUCGGGUCCCCCCCAGACGCCGUGGUCAACGUCACGGCCGCCGUGAUGAUUCUGACGGCUCCCGGGGGCAAGAUCCCCAAGGACCAGAGCUGGAAAGCUGCGAAAAUCAUGAUGGGCAAAGUGGACACCUUCCUGGACUCCUUGAAGAAGUUUGACAAGGAGCACAUCCCCGAGGCCUGCCUGAAAGCAUUUAAGCCCUACCAAGGCAACCCGACGUUCGACCCCGAGUUCAUCCGCUCCAAGUCCACGGCCGCCGCGGGCCUGUGCUCCUGGUGUAUCAACAUCGUCCGCUUCUACGAGGUCUACUGCGACGUGGCCCCCAAGAGGCGGGCCCUGGAGGAGGCCAAUGCGGAGCUGGCCGAGGCGCAGGAGAAGCUCUCCCGCAUCAAAAGCAAGAUCGCUGAACUCAACGCCAACCUGAGCAACCUGACGUCGGCAUUUGAAAAAGCGACAGCCGAGAAAAUCAAGUGUCAGCAGGAGGCUGACGCCACCAGUAGUGUGAUCUCGCUGGCUAACAGGCUGGUAGGAGGAUUAGCAUCAGAAAACGUCCGCUGGGCCGAAUCGGUGGAGAACUUCAGAAGCCAGGGGGCCACACUGUGUGGGGACGUCCUGCUGAUUUCCGCCUUCGUCUCCUACGUGGGCUACUUCACCAAGAAAUAUCGCAAUGAGCUAAUGGAGGGGUUUUGGAUCCCUUACAUAAAUGAGCUAAAGGUCCCCAUCCCGCUCACAGAAGGUCUGGAUCCCUUGAGCCUGCUGACCGACGAUGCAGACGUGGCCACUUGGAACAACCAGGGGCUCCCCAGCGACCGCAUGUCCACAGAGAAUGCCACCAUCCUGUGCAACACGGAGCGCUGGCCCCUCUUCGUGGACGCCCAGCUGCAGGGCAUCAAGUGGAUCAAAAACAAAUACGGCAGCAAGCUGAAGGCCAUCCGCCUGGGACAGAAGAGCUACCUGGAUAUCAUCGAGCAGGCCAUCUCAGAAGGGGACACCUUGCUCAUCGAGAACAUUGGCGAGACCGUGGACCCGGUUCUGGACCCUCUGCUGGGCAGGAACACAAUCAAAAAGGGAAAGUUCAUUAAGAUCGGCGACAAAGAGGUGGAAUACCACCCCAACUUCCGCCUGCUGCUGCACACGAAGCACUUCAACCCCCACUACAAGCCCGAGAUGCAGGCCCAGUGCACCCUGAUCAACUUCCUCGUCACCAGGGACGGGCUCGAGGACCAGCUCUUGGCCACCGUGGUGGCCAAAGAGCGCCCAGAUCUGGAGCAGCUGAAGGCGAACCUCACCAAGUCUCAGAAUGAAUUUAAGAUUGUCCUGAAAGAGCUGGAAGAUUCUCUGCUGGCCCGUCUGUCGGCCGCGUCGGGGAACUUUCUGGGAGACACAGCCUUGGUUGAGAACCUGGAGACCACCAAACACAUGGCCAGCGAGAUUGAGGAAAAGGUGCAAGAGGCAAAAAUCACAGAAGUUAAAAUCAACGAGGCGAGAGAGAACUACGUGCCAGCCGCGGGGAGGGCGUCCCUGCUGUACUUCAUCCUGAACGACCUCAGCAAGAUCAACCCCAUCUACCAGUUCUCGCUCAAGGCCUUCAACGUGGUGUUCGAGAAGGCCAUCCAGAAGACCGCCCCCGCCGACGAGGUCAAACAGCGUGUGAUCAACCUGACGGACGAGAUCACCUACUCCGUGUACAUGUACACGGCCCGCGGGCUCUUCGAGCGAGACAAACUCAUCUUCCUCGCACAGGUGACAUUUCAGGUCUUGUCCAUGAAGAAGGAGCUGAACCCGGUGGAGCUGGAUUUCCUUCUGCGGUUCCCGUUCAAAGCCGGGGUCGUGUCACCCGUGGACUUCCUGCAGCAUCAGGGAUGGGGCGGCAUCAAGGCCCUCUCGGAGAUGGAUGAGUUCAAGAACCUGGACAGCGACAUCGAGGGAUCCGCCAAGCGGUGGAAGAAGCUCGUGGAGUCGGAAGCCCCCGAAAAGGAGGUCUUCCCCAAGGAGUGGAAGAACAAGACGGCGCUGCAGAAGCUGUGCAUGCUGAGGUGCGUGCGGCCCGACCGCAUGACCUACGCCAUCAAGAACUUUGUGGAGGAGAAGAUGGGUAGCAAGUUCACCGAGGGCCGGAGCGUCGAGUUCUCCAAGUCCUACAAGGAGAGCAGCCCCUCAAGCCCCAUCUUCUUCAUCCUCUCCCCGGGCGCUGACCCCCUGAAGGACGUGGAGGCCCUGGGGAAAAAAUUGGGAUUUACCAUAGACAACGGGAAACUCCAUAACGUGUCCCUGGGGCAGGGACAAGAGGUGGUGGCGGAGAAUGCCCUGGACGUGGCUGUGGAGAAGGGACACUGGGUCAUUCUGCAGAACAUCCACCUGGUGGCCCAGUGGCUGAGCACCCUGGACAAGAAGCUGGAGCGGUACAGCGUCGGCAGCCACGAUGACUACCGCGUGUUCAUCAGCGCCGAGCCGGCCCCCAGCCCCGAGUCCCACAUCAUCCCCCAGGGCAUCCUGGAGAACGCCAUCAAAAUCACCAACGAGCCGCCCACGGGCAUGUACGCCAACCUGCACAAGGCCCUGGACCUCUUCACCCAGGACACACUGGAGAUGUGCACCAAGGAGAUGGAGUUCAAGUGCAUCCUCUUCGCCCUGUGCUACUUCCACGCCGUGGUGGCCGAGAGGCGCAAGUUUGGGGCCCAGGGCUGGAACAGGUCGUACCCCUUCAACAACGGGGACCUCACCAUCUCCAUCAACGUGCUCUACAACUACCUGGAGGCCAACCCCAAGGUGCCCUGGGACGAUCUCCGCUACCUCUUUGGGGAAAUCAUGUACGGCGGCCACAUCACCGACGACUGGGACCGCCGGCUCUGCAGGACGUACCUGGAGGAGUACAUCCAGGCGGAGAUGCUGGAGGGAGAGAUCCUGCUGGCCCCGGGCUUUCAGAUCCCCCCGAACCUGGACUACAAGGGUUACCACGAAUACAUCGACAAGAACCUGCCCCCCGAAAGCCCCUGCCUGUAUGGCCUGCACCCCAAUGCAGAGACUGGCUUCCUGACGGCCACCUCGGAGAUGCUGUUCCGCACUGUCCUGGAAAUGCAGCCCAAAGAAACCGGGUCGGGAGCCGGUGGCGCCGGGGUAUCUCGCGAGGAGAAGGUGAAGGCCGUGCUGGAUGAGAUCCUGGAGAAGAUCCCGGAGACCUUCAACAUGGCCGAGAUCAUGGCCAAGGCCGCCGAGAAGACCCCCUACGUGGUUGUCGCCUUCCAAGAAUGUGAGAGAAUGAACAUCCUGACCAACGAAAUGCGCCGCUCGCUGAAGGAGCUGAACCUGGGGCUGAAGGGAGAACUGACCAUCACGACCGACAUGGAAGACCUGUCCACGGCUCUGUUCUAUGACACUGUGCCCGACACGUGGGUGGCCCGGGCCUACCCCUCGAGGUUGGGCCUGGCGGCCUGGUACGCCGACCUGCUGCUCCGCAUCAGGGAGCUCGAGGCCUGGACGAUGGACUUCACACUGCCUACCACCGUGUGGCUGGCCGGCUUCUUCAACCCGCAGUCCUUCCUCACGGCCAUCAUGCAGUCCAUGGCCAGGAAGAACGAGUGGCCACUGGACAAGAUGUGUCUGUCUGUGGAGGUGACCAAGAAGAACCGGGAGGACAUGACCGCGCCCCCCCGGGAGGGCUCCUACGUGUACGGGCUCUUCAUGGAAGGAGCUCGCUGGGACACCCAGAUGGGAGUCAUCGCCGACGCGCGGCUGAAAGAGCUGACGCCGGCCAUGCCCGUCAUCUUCAUCAAGGCCAUCCCUGUGGACCGCAUGGAGACCAAGAACAUCUAUGAGUGUCCCGUGUACAAAACACGCAUCCGCGGCCCCACCUACGUCUGGACCUUUAACCUGAAGACCAAAGAGAAGGCAGCAAAGUGGAUCCUGGCAGCCGUGGCGCUGCUCCUACAGGCCUAGCUGGAGCCCCGGGUCCCGCCGUGAGGCCCAUGCUGCCCGGCGCCAGGUCCUGACCGCAACUUCACAUUUACAGUUAGGAACUCAGCCUUGCAACGAUCAAUCACUUAUUUUCACAGGAACUGAUGAUUGCUUUUUUGUUCUCCUAAAUAAUCGAGGCACUUUAUAACCAUGCACAUCGAGACUAGCCAGAGGGUGGAGGGCAGCCUGGGAGAGGGGGUGUGGAUGGGAUUAAAACAAUGAAGCCACUUA